AUGGCAGGGACGAUGAGGAAAAGCGAAGCGAGCACUAGCAGGAGCAGUGGCAGCGGUAAUAAUAAUAAUAAUCGAGGAGAAUCCGUCGUUGCUGACUGUGGCCGCCGUAAAAGUUCCUGUGGUUAUUGCAAAUCCACUGGUCGCACUACCGUCUCUCACGGUUUGUGGGCACACAGCAUAACGGUUGAUGACUACCAAGACCUUCUUGACAGAGGAUGGAGAAGAUCUGGUUCUUUCCUUUACAAACCUGAUAUGGAAAAAACCUGUUGCCCAUCUUAUACUAUCCGUCUGAGGGCAAGUGAUUUUGUUCCAUCGAAAGAGCAACAACGAGUGUCUAAAAGAAUGCAGAGGUUCGUAGAUGGUGCAUUGGAUGCGAAAAAAUCAGGGGAAGCUUUCAAGGACCCUGGUAUUUCUGCCAGUGCCUGUAAUGAAGUUUCAAGCUCAGGAACAAUGGAAUCCUUGUCUGUUAAAAACAAGGAGAAAAAUGUGGGAGAUCACAUUACUUAUUAUUUGUCAGAACAAGUUGACAAUGUGAUUCGGACAUGCAGUGAAAGUGGGCAAUUUCCUUGCAGUGUUCGAUUACCAAAAGCUUCUGUAAAAAAGGUCUCACAAGCCAAACGAAAACUACUAGUGGAAGGAGCAGAAGAUCUUAUGUAUUCUAGCAACAUUGCAUUUCAAAUAGCAGCCACUAUAAGGCAGGCACAAUCAAUUGCUAAGGAUGGAAGUCAGAGUGCAGAAGAUAACCCCCUGACUCCAAAAAUUAUUGCAGAAAAACUGGCUGCUUCUUUAGAUCAAUUGGCGAAAACUAAUGGUCUGGCAAUCAGAGCUUGCAAUGGGCACAUUAAUUUUUACACUGCUGCAACUCAAGUUUCUUCUAAAGAAGAUAGCCAUAUUGCUACGGGCUCCCAGGAAUCUGAAAUAGAGAGAAAAGGCUGCUCUUUGAGAAAGAGCUCUGUGCAUCCUCAGGGAAAAAGGCGGAGGCUUGAGAUCCGUUUGAAAAGGUCCAGUUUUGAUCCAGAAGAGUUUGCAUUGUAUAGACGAUAUCAGAUAAAAGUGCAUAAUGAUAGUCCAGCUCAGGUCUCUGAAAGCUCAUACAUAAGGUUUCUGGUUGAUACUCCUUUAGUACCUGUCCAACCAUCAGGUGAUGACAGAGUUCCCCUUUGUGGCUUUGGCUCAUUUCAUCAGCAAUAUGUAAUUGAUGGUCGUCUAGUUGCUGUUGGCGUGAUAGAUAUCCUUCCUAAAUGUUUGUCAAGUAAAUAUUUAUUUUGGGAUCCAGAUUUUGCCUUUCUAUCACUAGGCAAGUAUUCAGCCUUGCAAGAAAUAGAUUGGGUGAAAGAGAAUGAAGUACACUGUCCCAGUCUUAAGUAUUAUUAUCUUGGCUAUUACAUUCAUUCCUGCAGUAAGAUGAGAUAUAAAGCAGCAUAUCGGCCAUCUGAGCUUCUCUGUCCCCUUCGUUACCAGUGGGUUCCAUUUGAUAUAGCACGGCCUUUGCUUGAUAGAAAGCCAUAUGCUGUCCUGUCAGAUUCUGUGCUUUUACAAAAUGGAGAGUCAUCACAACCUCUUGUCUCUGAAAAUGUCAUGGAAGUACAGGGUGAUGAGAACCGCAAUGAGGACUCUAAUGAUGUUCCGAUAGAUGAUGAUGAUGAUGAUGAUGAUGAUGAAGAAAUGACUGAACCUGAAUUUGAAAGCUCUGAUGAUGAUCCAGGUCCAGAAACCUUUGGUCAGACAUCAGUUGAAACAGAAAAUGGUGAUGUCAGUGACAUUUUAAUUGGGUUAAAAGGAUCUCGUUUGAGAUACGAGGAUCUACGACGAGCUUUGGGCCCUGAAGAUAGGAGUUAUUUGGAGUCCCAGUUGCAUAGAUAUAAGAGGGUUGUGGGUGAAAAGCUAUCUGAACGAAUGGUCUAUUCUCUUGGAUGA
Molecule: messenger RNA, 1917 nt
Organism: Dovyalis caffra
Lineage: Eukaryota; Viridiplantae; Streptophyta; Magnoliopsida; Malpighiales; Salicaceae
Source: the annotation of a GenBank genome assembly